AUGAAAGAUAAGUUUCUAAGUAACAAUGAAAUCUUAUUUUAUGAAACAGAAGAUGGAAAGGUAUGUAUAGAGGUAAGGUUUGAGAAUGACAACCUAUGGCUUACACAGAAACAUAUGGCUGAGCUAUUUGGUUGUUCAAAUGAUAAUAUUUCAUUGCACUUAAAGAAUAUUUAUCUAAGUAAAGAAUUAGAUAAAAGUUCAACUACCGAGGAACUCUCGAUAGUUCAAAAAGAGGGACAAAGAGAGAUAAAACGUAAUGUAGUAUUCUACAAUUUAGAAGCUGUAAUAUCAAUAGGCUAUCGUGUUAAUUCAGAGCGUGGCAUAGCUUUUCGUACAUGGGCAACUGAUAAACUAAAGAAGUACAUUUUUAAAGGUUUUGCAAUAGAUAGUAAUAGAUUUAAGAAUGGAACAAAAUUUGAGGCCAGGUUCUUUGAUGAGUUAGUUGAAGAAAUAAGAGAGAUUCGAGCUAGUGAACGUAUGGCUUACCAAAAAAUUACAGAUAUUUAUGCAACUUCAGUAGACUAUUCGAGUUGUGCAAUUGAAACAAAAAAUUUUUUUAGUGUAGUGCAAAACAAGCUACAUUUUGCUAUUACCGGAAAUACAGCAGCAGAAAUCAUAGCAAAUAGAGCAAAUCGAAAUAAACCAAAUAUGGGCCUAACAAAUUGGCGAAAAGCUCCUAAAGGGAAAAUGUUUCUUUCUGAUACACAGAUAGCAAAAAACUACUUGGAUAAAAAUGAAAUUGCUCAAUUGAAUAAGAUAGUGAAUAUGUAUAUAGACCAUGCAGAGUUUCAAGCUGCUCGAGGUAAAGUGAUGUAUAUGAAAGAUUGGAAGGAAAAGCUUGAUGCAUUUUUAAAAUUUAACGAGCAAGAGAUAUUAAAGGACCAUGGUAGAGUGUCUCAUGAGGUAGCAAUUGCUUUAGCCACAAAAGAAUAUAAAGAAUUCAGAAAAACACAAGACAAAUCAUACAAGUCAGACUUUGAUAAAUUGGUAGAAGAAAGCAAAAAGAAAAACCUAAACCACAACUAAGAAACAUAUGUCUCAAAAUAAAAUA
This is a messenger RNA of Cinara cedri, 1051 nucleotides long. Lineage: Eukaryota; Metazoa; Arthropoda; Insecta; Hemiptera; Aphididae. The record is from the annotation of a GenBank genome assembly.